Molecule: messenger RNA, 639 nt
Organism: Chara braunii
Lineage: Eukaryota; Viridiplantae; Streptophyta; Charophyceae; Charales; Characeae
Source: the annotation of a GenBank genome assembly
CAGUGCCACGUCAGCAACAGUGCCACGUCAGCAGUGCCAUGUCAGCAGUGCCCCGCCACCAUGACGGUCUCAGUUCUGGGCAUGCCACGCCAACUGGCCAAUGAGUCCAUUGCCAAGUACCGACAGCGGUUCCAAGCUCAGCUCGCACUGAUCGAGGCUGAGGAACAGCGUCAGGCGGCAGCCGAGGCUGCCCGCCUACAGGCUGAAGCGGCGGCAGUAGCUGAAAAGCAGCGACUUCAGGCAGAAGCUGACACAGAUGCCCAGGUCCGCCUCAAGGAGGCCCAGGAUCUGCUACAGCGGCACGAAGCCGCCAGCAUCGAAAAGCUCAAGUUCUGGCAUUUUGAACCAUCCAAGAACCACGAAGACGCGACACCGGAAGAGCAGCACAAGGAAUUUCUCGCCAAACUCGUGACCCGGUUGGUUUAUACUUGUAACCACCUGCAGUGCGAGCUGGCGAAUCUCCGACGGGUGGUGCGGAACCACAAGGAUCUGCACGAGGAUGCUACACGGGCACUUGAUUCCCGUGUACAGGACUUGGAGCAAGUUGAACCAGGACCAGAUGCUGGCGAGUCCAGCAGUGCACCCUCUACCCGCCAAUUGGAGGAGUUGACCACGUAGUCGCAAUGCUCGGCGACAUCA